AUGGAAGUGAAGGACCCGGCGCUGUUGUGGAACACUUUCAAAAGGAAUUUCAUCGACGACUACCUCUACGAAGUAGAGGUAGUCGAUGAUGAAAUGUCCGAAGAAGAAGCCAUUGCCGCAGCCUAUUACGACCUCGAGGAACGACUUAUCAAGAGCAAUAUCAAUAUUACUUCCUUCAACAUUCCCGCACCGUCGCUAAGCCGUCGUCCUGUGACUCAUGCGUACGACACUACAUUUUGCUUCGCCGAAGGUAAUCGCUUAUACGGGACUUUGAAUUCGCAGCAGAAAAUAGCGGUAGACACCAUUGAAUUCGCAGCAGAAAAUAGCGGUAGACACCAUUGUUGGUGCUCUCAAUGA
Molecule: messenger RNA, 357 nt
Organism: Cylicostephanus goldi
Lineage: Eukaryota; Metazoa; Nematoda; Chromadorea; Rhabditida; Strongylidae
Source: the annotation of a GenBank genome assembly